Carassius auratus (goldfish) is the source of this 1475-nucleotide messenger RNA. RefSeq names its product leukocyte elastase inhibitor-like. The transcript is spliced from 7 exons. Gene Ontology annotation, molecular function: serine-type endopeptidase inhibitor activity. The record is from RefSeq and is a predicted model, not a curated record. Lineage: Eukaryota; Metazoa; Chordata; Actinopteri; Cypriniformes; Cyprinidae. Bases 147 to 1280 code for a protein of 377 amino acids. Gene Ontology annotation, biological process: negative regulation of endopeptidase activity.
UGUGUGUGUGUGUGUGUGAGAGAGAAUACUGUAUAUAUAUCCACUACUGGAAGCAGUGAGGGAACAAGACAGACACUUGUGUCACUUGUGAAGACGCACCUCAUAUCAAGAAGAGAUCAUCACUUUCUUUAUCAACUCUUAACGAAAUGGACCCAGUCAUCGAACCAGUGAUUUUGGCAAACUCCAAGUUCUCCAUUGACCUGUUAAAACAGCUCUGUAAGGACCCUAAGAAAAAUGUGUUUUUCUCACCCCUGAGCAUCUCCUCUGCGUUGGGCCUGGUCGUCCUGGGAGCCAAGGGUGAAACUGCUGAUCAGCUAUCUAAGGCCCUCCACUUUGGCAAAAUGAGAAUAAUGUACCACUAUCUGUAUGAGGAGCUCUACAAAGAAGGAGAGUACAAGACUGACAAGAAGAGAAGCCUGCAGCUGGUUAAUCGCUUGUACGGAGAACAGACUGUCGAUUUUAAAGAACAUUUCCUAGAUAUGUGUGAGGAGUGGUGUUUUGCCAGCUUCAGGACGGUGGACUUCAAGAAGAAUCCUGCAGCUGCGAGAGAAAAGAUCAACAGCUGGGUGAAGGAUAAGACUUACGAAAAACUGAAGGAUUUGUUGGAUCCAGAAGAUGUGUCUGAGGACACAAGACUUGCUCUUAUCAGCGCAGUGUACUUCGAGAAGAAAUGGGCCACCGGCUUCAAAACUAUGGCCCCCAACAAGAAGGAUAUGAUGGUUAAGAUGGUUAAGACGGAUAAGCUUCCCCUGGGAACUAUCCCACACAACCAAAAUAAAAAGCUUCCCGCUGAAGCUCAGAUUCUGGAGAUCCCUUAUGAGAAUCAUCAUCUGAGCAUGAUCAUUAUACUCCCAAACAAACGUGAAGACCUACAAAAGCUGGUCGACUCGAUCACUUAUGAGAAGAUUAUGGAGUGGACUGAGCCGGACAAUAUGAUUCUCACAGAUGUGAAUGUUGAAAUGCCCAAGUUUAAACUGCAGGAGAGUUAUGGCCUGAAUGAAGCCCUGCAGGCUCUGGGAAUAACUGAGCUCUUUAGUGAUCAGUGUAAAUUACCUAACAUGUCAUCUGAAAAGCUGAAGAUGUCCAAAGUGGUGCAUAAGUCUGGUAUUGAGGUGAAUGAGGAAGGCACAGUUGCUGUCGCAGGUGAUGGUGAAGAUGUCAACAAGACACUUCGUGAUGACCCCCCAACGUCUAUUACUGUGAAACCCCCCUUCCUUUUCUUCAUCCGCCACAACCCCACCAAGAGCAUCGUGUUCUGGGGUCGCUUCAUCUCUCCAUAACCUGUAAUCUAGAAUCUGAACCUCAGAGCAGAGCAGGUUCUACAACAGUGUGAUCUGUCAUAUUAAAAACAGCACACGGUGAUUAUACUGCAUGCAUCUUCAUUUAAAAUUGAUUUGCUUGGAAGUUAAGUUUUAAAUUCUCAAAAUGUUCGAGCACAACCAAAUCACUAUAAAUAAAGAAAAAUUGGGCAGAAA